This is a messenger RNA of Selaginella moellendorffii, 1253 nucleotides long. Its product is annotated as phosphoribosylformylglycinamidine cyclo-ligase, chloroplastic. The transcript is spliced from 8 exons. Lineage: Eukaryota; Viridiplantae; Streptophyta; Lycopodiopsida; Selaginellales; Selaginellaceae. The record is from RefSeq and is a predicted model, not a curated record. Gene Ontology annotation, cellular component: cytosol. Bases 21 to 1190 code for a protein of 389 amino acids. Gene Ontology annotation, molecular function: phosphoribosylamine-glycine ligase activity; phosphoribosylformylglycinamidine cyclo-ligase activity. Gene Ontology annotation, biological process: 'de novo' IMP biosynthetic process; adenine biosynthetic process.
CUAGGGCUUUAGUUUCAGGAAUGGAGAGCAUUGCCGCUGGCGGUGCGUGCUCGCUGUCUCAACACGAUCCCUGCUGCGCGACUGCCAGUCCCAAUACGGCCGCUCCAUCCUGCGCUCGGCCGAUCGUCCAAGCAGGCAAGCAGCAGCAGCAGCGAUUCUUCCCAUGGCGGGGCGCGAUCCGGAGUGGAAGGCGUCCGUGUGGCAAUGGUGGGGCGGGGCUAACCUACAAGGAUGCCGGCGUUGAUAUUGAUGCUGGAGCGGAGCUCGUGAGGAGGAUUGCCGCCAUGGCGCCUGGAAUUGGAGGCUUUGGAGGAUUGUACCCGUUUGGAGACUCCUAUCUCGUAGCUGGAACUGAUGGAGUCGGGACGAAGUUAAAACUUGCAUUUGAGAUGAGCAAGCACGAUACCAUCGGGAUCGACCUGGUUGCGAUGAGUGUAAACGACAUUGUUACUUCUGGAGCCAAGCCGAUGUUCUUUCUGGAUUAUUUUGCGACAAGCCAUUUGGAUGUGGACAUUGCGGAACAGGUGAUCAAGGGAAUCGUUGAAGGUUGUCGUCAAUCUGAUUGCGCACUACUGGGUGGAGAGACAGCAGAAAUGCCAGAUUUCUAUGCACCGGGAGAGUAUGAUCUGAGUGGCUUUGCCGUCGGCAGUGUCAAAAAGGAUGCGGUGAUUGAUGGAAGUAGGAUAGCUGCUGGAGAUGCUGUGGUCGGGCUUCCAUCUACCGGAGUGCACUCGAACGGAUUCUCUCUCGUUCGGAAAAUACUUGCUAAAAGCGGUCGUUCAUUGUCAGAUGAACUACCUGGAGCAGGACACAGUCCAUUGACGAUAGGACAUGCUCUACUCGCUCCAACAAAAAUAUAUGUGGAACAGGUUUUGGAUAUCAUUGCGAAGGGUGGUGUCAAGGGCAUUGCUCAUAUCACUGGCGGCGGAUUUACGGACAACAUUCCAAGAGUGUUUCCAGAGGGUCUAGCUGCGGAGGUUAGAGUUGGUUCUUGGACUGUUCCACCAAUCUUCAAGUGGCUUAAAGAGGCUGGAAAUGUGGAGGAAGCUGAAAUGUUUCGCACUUUCAACAUGGGAAUAGGAAUGGUUUUGAUUAUGGAACAAAUGGCCGCGGAGCAAAUUCUCAAAGGAGAUGAGCCCGCAUUUCUGUUAGGCCAAGUGAUAAACGGCGAAGGAGUCGUCUACAAGUGACAUGGAAGUCUUGGCUAAGCCUCUAAAUAUCGAGGUUCGAUAUAUGAUUUUCCAUCAACUAAA